AAUGUGCAAAAUAAAACACGCAACUGUGGCAGCAACAAAACUAACAACAACACGCAGCAGCAGCAACAACCACUCUACUAAAAACCUAAAUGCCAUAAACUGAAUACCCUUAGCAAGAAGUGCAAAGCUUGAACCAAAAAAGGCCAUAAAGGAAUCGGAAGUGGUCCGAAAGAGCACAUAAAACGACACGCACACGGCGACAGCAGCCAACAAAAAAAGACAAGACAAGACAAGAAAAGAGCGUCAGUCAAUCACUCAGUCAGUCAGUCAGUCAGUCAGUCAGUCAGUCAGUCAGUCGGUGGGGCGACUGAGCAAUGCCAAAAAACAUGUUAGCGGCUCUAAUGGACAUGAGCCAGACGCUGGCGGCGAGCCUGGCCUAUGCGCCGCUGGAGUCGAACGCGGCAGCCACUGCCGCUGCGGCGGCUGCUGCUGCUGUCGUCCUGAAUGUCAGCCAGCUAGGCAAUUCGAGUCAGCUGGAUGGAUCGUUGGCAACAGCGGCGGCAACAACAACAACAACAGCGGUAACAACAUCGACGAGCACGCAUAAUGCCAGCGGCGAGGAGUAUCCGCAGUAUGUGAAGGUUUUGGAUCGCCCGGAGACCUAUAUUGUCACCGUGCUCUAUACGCUCAUCUUUAUUGUGGGCGUGCUGGGCAAUGGCACUUUGGUCAUCAUAUUCUUUCGGCAUCGCUCCAUGCGCAACAUACCCAACACUUAUAUACUCUCGCUGGCGCUGGCCGAUCUGCUGGUCAUUUUGGUCUGUGUCCCAGUGGCCACAAUUGUCUAUACCCAGGAGAGUUGGCCCUUCGAGCGUAACAUGUGCCGCAUAACCGAAUUCUUCAAGGACAUUUCGAUUGGCGUCUCCGUCUUCACGUUGACAGCGCUCUCCGGGGAACGCUAUUGCGCCAUUGUCAAUCCGCUGCGCAAACUGCAGACAAAGCCGCUGACUGUCUUUACGGCCGUGAUUAUCUGGGUGUUUGCCAUAAUGCUGGGCAUGCCAUCGUUUGUUGUCUCCGACAUCCAGGGCUACACACUGCCCACACCCAAUGGCAACAUCACCAUUGAAGUGUGCUCGCCAUUUCGCUCCAAGAUUUAUGCAAAAUAUAUGGUGGUUGCCAAGGCCUCGAUAUACUAUUUGGUGCCGCUGUCCAUCAUUGGCGUGCUGUACAUCAUGAUGGCCAAGCGGCUGCACAUCAGCGCCCGGGACAUGCCCGGCGAGCAGCUGAGCAUCCAGAGCCGCAGCCAGGCACGCGCCCGUCGCCAUGUGGCACGCAUGGUGGUGGCCUUUGUGGUCGUAUUCUUUAUUUGCUUCUUUCCAUAUCAUGUGUUCGAGCUGUGGUACCAUUUCUAUCCCACCGCCGAGGAGGACUUCGAUGAUUUCUGGCAUGUGGUGCGCAUCGUGGGAUUUUGUACAAGCUUCCUCAAUUCGUGCGUUAAUCCUGUGGCGCUUUAUUGUGUGUCCGGUGUGUUUCGGCAGCAUUUCAACCGUUAUCUGUGCUGCAUUUGCGUCAAGCGGCAGCCGCACCUCCGGCAACACUCGACCGCAACGGGCGUCAUGGACACCAGCGUCACCUCGAUGCGUCGUUCUACCUAUGUGGGCGGCGGUGGGGGCGGAGCCGUUGGCGGCAGCCUGGCCGCCCAUCGUGCCUCGCUGCACAUGAACAAUAACCAUGGCGUGGCUGUUGGUGGCGGCGGAGGCGGUGGCGGUCGUGGCGGCAGUUUUCAUCGCCAGGACUCGAUGCCAUUGCAACACGCGGGCAGCGGCAAUGGGCAUGCCCACAAUGUGGGCGGCCCUGGUGCUGGCAUCGGACGCGCCUCCAUCAUCAAUGAGAAAAGUUUAAUCAAACGCUACGACGAGCGCACACGCUACUAAAUUGCUACUCACGGGAUAAUCCUUCGGACUCAUAUGUGGGAUCAUUUUUUAACAUGAAUAAAGAACAGCAUUUGAGCUGACUUAUUAAGAAUACAAUUUGAAAUGUUUACAAAUUACAAAUUAAAAA
Molecule: messenger RNA, 1998 nt
Organism: Drosophila virilis
Lineage: Eukaryota; Metazoa; Arthropoda; Insecta; Diptera; Drosophilidae
Gene: CCHa2-R
Product: CCHamide-2 receptor
Biological process (GO): G protein-coupled receptor signaling pathway
Cellular component (GO): plasma membrane
Molecular function (GO): neuropeptide receptor activity
Source: RefSeq, a predicted model, not a curated record